AUUCACACGCUAUCCCGAUGUGAUAUUUUGCUCCGUCUUUCCUCGAAAUUUCCCUUUUCUCAUACUACAAUCCCUCCCUUUUAUUUAACUGCCUCUUCCCCACCCACUUCUACCCCCACACUAAAUUAGUCUUCUUUCUUCUUCUUCCCCAACACUUUCAGCCUAAAUUUUAUAUUUUGAAGUGUGUAAAUUUUGUAUCUUGUAACAUCCCAGAUAGAGUUUUCUUGGUUGUUUUGAAGGGAUUUGAGGAGAUUUUUGAGUUAGGAUGGAGAAUAACCAGCAAUCGUUUUGGCAAUUCAGUGAUCAGCUUCGGGUGCAGACCUCGAAUUUGGCGAAUCUCUCGGUGAACGAUUCCAUUUGGAGCUCUAAUCUCGGCGCGAAGAGGCCUGAGGAAAGAAAGAACUUUGAUGUAAGGGUUGGUGGAGAGGUUAACUCUCUGAGCAACUUGAAUUCGAACGGGUCUGACUUUAAUGGGUUCAAUGAUGGGUGGAACAGUCUCAAGCCUAAGGGAUCUGAUUUCAAUGGAUUCAAUGAUGCGUGGAGCAAUCUGAAGCCAAAGGGGUCCGAUUUCAAUGGAGUCAAUGAUGGGUGGAGUAGUCUGAAGGCGAAGGGGUCCGAUUUCAAUGGGUUCAAUGAUGGGUGGAGCAAUCUGAAGGCGAAGGGGUCCGAUUUCAAUGGGUUCAAUGAUGGGUGGAGCAAUCUGAAGCAGAAGGAGUCUGAUUUCAAUGGGUUCAAUGAUGGGUGGAGCAAUCUGAAGCAGAAGGAGUCUGAUUUCAAUGGGUUCAAUGAUGGGUGGAACAGUUUCAAGCCAAAGAUGACUGAUUUUAAUGGGUUUAAUGAAGGGUGGAAAACUGGGGCUAUCAGCACUGGAAAUGGUCCAGUUUUUGGUGGAUCUCAAAAGAGUGCUGGGAUUAAUGGUGGGUUCACCAAGGGUAUUUAUUCUAAGCCUGGGAAUCAUAUUUAUAACAACAAUAAUAUUAACGUGAAGGGGCACAAGAAUGGUGGUAAGGGCGAGGAUGAUCAUGGAGGAAAAGCUGGGAAGAAGAAUAGUAAUGGUAACAAGAAGAAUAAUGGUGAAAAUAAUAAUGAUAGCAAGAGUGCUGUGGACAAGAGGUUCAAGACACUUCCACCAUCCGAGUCUCUGCCAAGGCACGAAACCGUUGGUGGGUAUAUCUUUGUCUGCAACAACGAUACCAUGCAAGAGAAUCUCAAAAGACAGCUCUUUGGUCUGCCUCCACGUUACCGAGAUUCAGUUCGGGCUAUAACUCCUGGCUUGCCACUCUUCCUUUACAACUACUCCACUCACCAACUCCAUGGAAUUUUCGAGGCUGCAGGCUUUGGAGGAACAAACAUAGAUCCAACGGCUUGGGAGGACAAAAAGUGUCCUGGUGAAUCGCGCUUCCCUGCUCAGGUUCAAGUUCUUACAAGGAAAGUCUGCGAGCCAUUAGAGGAGGACUCCUUCAGGCCAAUUCUUCACCAUUAUGAUGGCCCGAAAUUCCGCCUUGAACUCAGCAUUCCAGAGGCACUCUCUCUCCUGGAUAUAUUUGCAGACCAAAACGCUUGAGCAAAGUAUUACUAUAUCUAUAUAUAUAUAUAUAUAUAUAUACUGCUAUACGAGUAAAGUAAAGAUAGUGAAAAAAGAACAGCAGAAAAGAAAGCUGGUUGGCUGUGUUGUGUUGUAUCUUGGAAUUUAAAGGGAAUUUUGGAGAACAAAUUCAGUUUAGGACGGUUGAAUUUGAUGCAGCCUUUAUAUAUAUGUGUGUGAUUUGUAAGCUGGUUUUUGGAUAGAGGCUGUUAAAUGUCUGUCCUUUUUUGUUGUUCAUGCAAUUUUAGUGUAUAAAUAAAGCACAAGUGAUCGAUACAGACGAGCUUUUAUA
This is a messenger RNA of Juglans regia (Persian walnut), 1877 nucleotides long. RefSeq lists its product as uncharacterized. NCBI's taxonomy places the organism in Eukaryota, Viridiplantae, Streptophyta, Magnoliopsida, Fagales, Juglandaceae. The transcript has 4 exons. Gene Ontology annotation, biological process: response to endoplasmic reticulum stress. The record is from RefSeq and is a predicted model, not a curated record. Bases 266 to 1564 code for a protein of 432 amino acids.